Molecule: messenger RNA, 3831 nt
Organism: Pestalotiopsis fici W106-1
Lineage: Eukaryota; Fungi; Ascomycota; Sordariomycetes; Amphisphaeriales; Sporocadaceae
Exons: 1
Coding region: 1-3831 (1276 amino acids)
Source: RefSeq, a predicted model, not a curated record
AUGUCAACGGCAGAUCCGCCGCGUGGCGGUGGUCGUGGUCGUGGUCGUGGUCGUGGCGGUGGCCGUCCUCGAAAGGAACCCGAGGUGCCCGAACAUCUAAGAGGUCAAGACACUUGCUUCUGCGACCGCUGUCGCAGAAAUCUCCCGAGAGAUCAGUUCCUCCAGCCCGAUGGACAGAGCGUAUUCAAGACCUGUCAAAGUUGUCGGGACAUUAGAAACGCAGGCAAUCGUCGGCGUGAAGAAGAGCGACAACAGCUACUUGCCCAGCAACAACUUGCUCAACAGCAGCAAUUUGCCCAGCAGCAAUUUGCCCAGCAGCAAUUUGCCCAGCAGCAAUUUGCCCAGCAGCAAUUUGGUCAGCAACAAUUUGGCCAGCCGCAACUUGGUCAGCAAUACUUUGGUCAGCAGCAAUUUGGUCAGCCGCAACAUGGAGUCAUCCGCACAGCUCGAGAGGCUGAACUUGGUUCUCCCGAGCAUCGUCGCCGUCCAUUCGACCAAGGAUACCCCGAGCCAAGUCAACAUGUACGUACCCCAUUCCCUGCACUUCUCUCCAUGAAAAUAUGCCUAGUCAAUUCGUACAUCUCUCGAGAUUUCCACAUGAUCAAGAGGAUAACAGAGGCUGACCUGUAUCUCUGCCAGAUGUACAAUCAACCGUCAUAUGGCCAGCAGUACAGUCAACAUGGUCAGUAUUAUCAACAGCCAUACGGACAGCAGCCGUAUGGACAGCAGCCGUAUGGACAGCAGCCGUAUGGACAGCAGCCGUAUGGACAACAGCCGUAUGGACAGCAGCAACAACAGCCAUACGGACAACAACCACAUGGACAGGAUCCCUUUGGCCCGGCCUAUCCUGGUGACAUGAGGGCACACCAAGGACCACAGCCGCUUCAUCCCAACGUGGCUCUGCAGCCACAGAACCAGAAUAACCAUGAGCUCGAUUGGUUUUCCUGUACCAUUUGUCGGGUACCUCGAGCCAUGAAUGCCGUGGAACGCAUCCGAGUUGAAGGAGCGCGACGAGUUUGCAUUUAUUGUGCAAAUGAUCUCGGAGUUCACAUGUACGAAGAAAUGCGCUGGUGUAUUCAAGGUCAUCAUUCCGAUCACAGACGCACCUUCAUUGACCUCCACUACGUGGAGCAUCCCCACUGCUUUCGUCACGGUGUUGCUUUGCCUCAGCCAGAAGUGGUCCAACAACCAGCGCUUGUCGGCAAUCUUCAGGACUUGGCACUGGCGAAUGAAUUCCAUCGACCCACCGGUCUCGCAGCAGAUGCGUCUCUGGUUCGCGAGUUUCAAAGAGUCAUGAACGAGAACCAAGUAUCUACAUGCUCCCGUUGCAAUGUGUCAUGGCCGAAUCUAGAGAUUGGCAGAAAUGACAUUUGCAAGCAUUGCCACGACAAGGAUGAUGCCAAGCCCAACGAGGUUCAUUUCUACUCUGCACUCAAUCAUCUGAAAUAUGCAGACGUGGACCUACCCGAGCUGACACGAAUCGAGGAAAUGCUGAUUGCUCGGUACCAAGUCUCGACCGACGUAUUUCAGCUUGACAGAGGCAACUGGCAUGUAGGCAUGCUGCCGCUGGAAAAGGUGGAGGAAUGCAAAUCCCUUCCCGGUCGCAUUCAACAUUUACCCGUGACCGUCAUUGUACCGGCAAAUGUACAUGUCAAUGCCGUGGCUCUACCCGAUUUUCGAGUCCGACAGAACCACAUUCGCGUCUGGCUAGAGUACCUGAUGGAAAACCACAUUGUGUACAACGGCAUGCAAAUUGAUCUAGAGGCAUUGAAUGCACUGCCCCAAGAUGGCAAUGUGAUGGACAGUGUCCAUUGCAUCACCUGCGAAACUCGCAGCGAUGCUGCUGUCGACGAGCAACAUAAGGUACAGCUGUCUACGGUGCCCGAUCUGGUUGUGCCAGUUCGACCCAUUGACAUUAUUUGCCGUCGCAUCAGCGAAUUCGAUAGGACUGCCUUGAUUGUCGCUGGAGCCUUUCCCACGCUGAUGCCCGACGGACAUGGCGAUCCCAAUGAACAUCGCCAGCGUCCGAUCAGCGACGUUGACUUUGUCAGGCAUGCCCUACGACAGGCAAGCGGCAAAUUUGCCCGUCAUUCGCGAUUUGCACUAUACAUGUUUAAUCGAAUCACGCGUCGACGUGUUUCGGGCAUGUCUGGUUUCUAUGUCGCCAAUGUCCAUCCCAAAGAUUCUGUGCAGAUUGAGGACAUUCAAAAGGCAUUUGAAGGAGACUCUGUCGAAGGACGAGCGCUGCUGAACCACCUGUGCCGGAUGGCAAUCGAAUUGACGGGCACCAGACCGUACUGGCUGUCGCGACGCAACGAGCUCGAGUCUUUUAUUGACAUGCUGGAUUGCCCCGACAUCUUCUUGACGCUGUCUCCUGCGCAAAACUUUUGGGACGACCUGCAAAAGUUGAUGCCCACGUACGAUGAGUGGCGGAACGCGUCACCCCGGCGCCAGGUUGAAAUUGCUAGGCAAAAUGUCGAGCAGUAUCCACACAUUGCCGCCUGGCACUUCCAGCAACGCUUUACCAACUUUCUCAAGCUGGUGCUGGGACCCAAAUUUUGCAUCACAGAUCAUUGGUACCGAUACGAGUGGCAGUCAAAAGGUGCCCCCCAUGUACACUGUCUGUUGUGGUGUAAAGGUUCGCCGAAGUUUGAUGAGGACCAAGAGGCUUGGGUUCAUCAUUGGGGUCUGCAUGUCAAGGCCACCAAGGUGGACGAUCACCCCAUUGCAAAUGUCUUGUCAAUAGCAAAUCUUCCCAUGACUGACAAUAGUCUGAGUGCCGUGCUCUCCACUGUUCAGUUUCACCGAUGCUCCAUGUACUGUCUCAAGGACAAGACGUCGACGGUCAAUCGCUUGAGCAAUGAAGAGUAUCUGCUACAGACCAACAUGUCCCUUGCCCCUGGUACCCUUGAUGUACUGAGAGAGUCGGGAAAACGGCUGGAGAAUUUGAAGUGUCGGUUUUACUACCCUCGCCAAUCUACACUACAGCCCAAGGCGGACUUGUCUCUAAACGACAAGUAUCCCAUGUUUGUGGCCCAGCGCAAUGAUUCACAACUGGCACCCUACAAUGGUACCCUGGCCGUGGGUUGGCAGGCCAAUCACGACAUUACCCCUUGUACUACAUCGCAUGCAGUCAAGAACUAUAUUGUCAAGUUUGCCGGUCGUGCAGAGUCCCGAUCAGAGUCCCGAUCAGAGUCCCGAUCAGAGUCCAUGGCUACCAUGGCGAAAGAGCUUCUCAAGGACGCCAACGAGCAACGACCCUUGCACGAUUUUGCCAGUCGUUUUCUCAACAAGCUCUUCAACGACCGCGAGUGGACGCAGCAAGAGAUUCUGCACCAGCUUUUGGGUCUCCAUGUCAUGGGUGCUUCGCGAGAGGCAAUAUAUGUGGAUUGUCGACUACCGACUGAUCAACCAGCAAAGUUCUCGUUGCGAAACAAUCAGGUCAAUCAGCAAAAGUCCAUCUUGGAAAAGUACAUGAAACGACCGGUAGCCUUGAAAGAUGUCCCCUAUCGAGAAUGGCUAAGCGAUUAUAAGGACAACGUGCGACGCCUAUUCGCACAAUCAAGGGUCCUUAUUUACUUUCCGCGAUACACGCAACAAGAGGCUCCAGAAGACUAUGCGCGCGUUAAAUUAAUGCUGCACCACCCGUUUAAACAUCUUGACGACCUCAAAAAGGUCAAUGGCGUUGCCUACGAUACAUACCAAGAAGCGUAUGAAUUUUGCAUUACCAUCCACCACUCACAUCCUGUCGACUUUUACGAUGCCGUACCCCUUAAGGAUCGAAACGACAUUCAAGAGUCUUGGGACGAUUUAGAUAAAAAGGGAUAUUAG